AAAACAUAUCCACCACUUAGCUUAGAGAGAGAGGUUAGGGCUUGCAAAUGGAAUUGGUUUCGGGGAAAAAGGAAAACGACGCCAGCAAUAACACUCAGACCUCCUCCGACGAAGAUAGAGAACGCCUUAUCCUCGAUCUCAAGGCCGGUCUCCACCCCCUCAGAAAUAAAUAUGUAUUUUGGUACACUCGUCGAACUCCUGGAGUCAAAACUCAGACAUCAUAUGAGGAUAAUAUAAAGAAGAUUGUGGAUUUCAGUACGGUUGAAGCCUUUUGGGUUUGCUAUUGUCACCUAGCCCGUCCUUCAACUUUACCAAGCCCAACUGACUUGCAUCUAUUCAAGGACGGUAUUCGUCCGUUAUGGGAGGAUUCUGCUAACUGCAAUGGAGGGAAAUGGAUUAUUCGACUUAAGAAGGCUGUGUCAGGCCGUUUCUGGGAGGACCUGGUUCUAGCGUUGGUAGGAGAUCAACUUGAUUAUGGUGAUAAUAUAUGUGGUGCAGUACUGAGUAUCCGUUUCAAUGAGGAUAUAUUGAGUGUUUGGAACCGCAAUGCAUCUGAUCAUCAGGCUGUGAUGGCACUAAGGGACUCGAUCAAGCGCCAUCUGAAGCUUCCCCACAGCUAUGUGAUGGAAUACAAGCCCCAUGAUGCUUCACUGCGUGACAACUCCUCAUAUCGAAACACAUGGUUGAGAGGAUAGGAGGUGCCACUGCUGAUACUGGAAGAAUGCUUUUGCUUGACAUUCUGUUUCUGCUUCACUAAGACAGACCAAUAGGGUUGCAAUGUGUUGGUGUUCACUAACCACAUGUUUCGGUUUUCCUGUACAAACUCAAAUAUUCUGUUUUAAACAUAUGGUUCCCAUCUACUUAGAUCCAUUGUCUGAUUAA
Molecule: messenger RNA, 882 nt
Organism: Salvia splendens (bonfire salvia)
Lineage: Eukaryota; Viridiplantae; Streptophyta; Magnoliopsida; Lamiales; Lamiaceae
Product: eukaryotic translation initiation factor NCBP
Exons: 6
Coding region: 48-695 (215 amino acids)
Biological process (GO): translational initiation
Cellular component (GO): cytoplasm; eukaryotic translation initiation factor 4F complex
Molecular function (GO): translation initiation factor activity; RNA 7-methylguanosine cap binding
Source: RefSeq, a predicted model, not a curated record